CAGCAUGACCCAUUUAUCAACCUUCACCUCUCUGUAAAAAUCUCUAUCUACUACUCUCUCUUCCACACCUACACACAAACAGAAGUUCACUCACGCUACAACCACCGAGACCGCCAUGGCGUUUCCUUACAUGGAAGCUGUUGUCGGUUUUAUGAUAUUGAUGUAUGUCUUUGAGUCUUAUCUUGACUUGCGGCAACAUGCUGCACUCAAACUGCCUACACUUCCGAAAACGUUGCAAGGAGUGAUCAGCCAAGAAAAGUUUGAAAAGUCCCGUGCCUAUAGUCUUGAUAAAAGCUACUUUCAUUUUGUUCACGAGUUUGUUACAAUACUAAUGGACUCUGCAAUUUUGCUAUUUGGAGUAUUGCCCUGGUUUUGGAUGAGUUCCGGUGAAUUUUUGUUGUUCAUUCGCCUCAAUGCCGAGAAUGAAAUAUUACACACCCUUGCCUUCUUAGCUGGUGUAAUGUUUUGGUCACAGAUUACUGAUUUGCCAUUUUCUUUGUACUCAACUUUUGUGAUUGAGGCCCGCCAUGGUUUCAACAAACAAACAGUAUGGCUAUUCUUUAGAGACAUGAUCAAAGGAAUUGCCUUAUCUAUAGUGAUUGGGCCGCCUAUUGUGGCUGCAAUCGUCGUUAUAGUGCAGAAAGGAGGUCCUUACUUGGCAAUUUAUCUUUGGGGGUUUAUGCUUGUUUUGUCUCUUGUGAUGAUGACUCUUUACCCUCUAUUAAUAGCCCCUCUGUUCAACAAAUUCACGCCACUUCCAGAUGGAGAACUUAGGGUGAAAAUUGAGAAUCUUGCAUCCUCUCUCAAGUUUCCAUUAAAGAAAUUGUUCGUUGUUGAUGGGUCUACAAGGUCAAGCCAUAGCAAUGCUUACAUGUAUGGAUUCUUUAAAAACAAGCGUAUUGUCCUUUAUGACACAUUAAUCCAGCAGUGCAAAAACGAGGAAGAAGUUGUUGCUGUUAUUGCCCAUGAACUGGGUCACUGGAAGCUUAAUCAUACCAUGUACUCCUUCAUUGCGGUCCAGAUUCUAACAUUCUUGCAAUUUGGAGGGUACACUCUUGUGAGGAACUCAAGUGAUCUGUUUCGGAGUUUUGGAUUUGAUACACAACCUGUCCUUAUUGGACUUAUCAUAUUUCAGCACACUGUAAUACCUCUUCAGCAUCUUGUAAGCUUUGCUCUAAAUCUUGUCAGCCGAUCUUUCGAGUUCCAGGCUGAUGCUUUUGCUAAGAAGCUUGGUUAUUCCUCGGCACUUCGAGCUGGUCUUGUGAAAUUGCAGGAGGAGAACUUGUCAGCUAUGAACACAGAUCCUUGGUAUUCUGCAUAUCACUAUUCUCAUCCUCCACUGGUUGAGAGAUUGGCUGCAAUUGAUGAACCUGAUAAAAAGGAAGACUGACUGCAACAAGGUCAAUCUAGAGUUCGACAUAGAAUUAGAUCAUGUCAUACAUUGAGCAGAAUCACCACAAGCAUGAGGAUCAAUAUCUGUAAGACUGCUUUUCCUAUAUGAAUUCAGCAGGUAAGUGAUGGUUUUCUAGUUAUCGUGCCAAGAUUCCACACCAAACGGUAAACUGAGUUUAAAGAGAAUUAAUGGAGUGAAAAAGAAGAAAAUUGGCCAUGGAAUGUCCUAGUGUAACUGGAUACUUUUUGUAUUGUGCCUGUAUCAGGUAAGAACAGCUGAAGUUCAUAUCUUUGUUUUUCAUCUGCCAGUAUUGGCCACAUAUCUUAUUUUCCAGACACAGGUGUUUAGCAGGAUUUGAUUACUACAAUGUGGCAGUUCCAAUUUCUAUGCAGGAUGGUAGAUUAAUAUUUGCCAAUGCAGUUAUUAGAUAUUGGAGGCUCUUUGUAGAAUUCUUUGGCCUUCAAAAUCUGGUAGAUAAAGUUAAACUUGUUUUGAAUUGCUUGGCCUCAGGCAGCAACUCAUUUCCUAACCAACAAGACUUAAAAUGAUAGAUUAGGAUCAGGAGUUAUCAAUAUUUUAGAUCUGAUUUCUUAGCCAUUCCUGAGAACAGCAUCCAGAGUUUUGGCAUAUUGUUUGAGGUCCUAAAUGGUAUUAGCCUAUACUUCCCAAACAGGUAACAAUGAACAAUUUGCAGUGUUUUUUGUUUUUGGUCAGUUUGACCUCUUUUUUUUUUUUGGUGGAGGAAUUUACUUGUAUUUAUCACCAGUCUUGGAUUUAUGAUUGCAAUACAAAUUUUGAAAUACAAAGACUCAUUUGCAUUGUA
Molecule: messenger RNA, 2216 nt
Organism: Ilex paraguariensis (yerba mate)
Lineage: Eukaryota; Viridiplantae; Streptophyta; Magnoliopsida; Aquifoliales; Aquifoliaceae
Source: the annotation of a GenBank genome assembly